AUGAUCAAGGAGCACAUAUCGCAGUGCAUGGUGAAAUCGACCUCAUCGCCAGCGGCUCAAUUGCGGAUCAAGAUUCUGGCAGAAACCCCGACCCUUCUAUCGUUGCACAAGGAGCUCGUUGCGACCGGAUUGAUUACCGAUGACGAGUUUUGGGCCCCGCAAGAGGUAAUACCAAAUGGAGAACGCAGCCUUCCCCCAAUUGCCCUCAAGCUACCUGCCAUCAACAAAGAAAUUCUCCAUUACGCCCGAAAUCAUACAAAGGCUAUUUGCAAACUCGCCAAAGCCAAAAAGUUGGACGAAAAGUCGUUUUGGACGUCGUUUUUCCAAAACGAUAUCAAUGCGGUGACGAAAGAAUUUAGCAGCAGUUCGACAGACGCGGAGGCCCGUAUACCCUCGGACCUGCAAUCGCUAAAGGAUGCGGCCUUGGACUUUUCGGUGGAGUUAAUGGAUUUCCCGGACUCUACGCACGACCCGCUUAUAUCUGCCAUAAACAAGUGGUCAACCAUUCUGCUUCCACAAACGGCAGCACCAUGUAGCUUGACACAUGAUGUUUUGAGCGAACAUGCAGUGGCCUGCUUGGAGCUUAAAUCGCAAAAUGAGUACAUCUCCAAGACUUCAGGUCAGCAUAAGGCUGACUCUGACGCACCUCGGCCAAGUUUGCCUUUUUCUUGGAUGGAUUCUAAUUUCAAACCUCGAUCUUUGGAUCUUUCUGGCGCAUUUUGUUCACUGGAUGAGGUGUGUGAAAGGGCAUCUCCAACCGAUUUUCUCUCUUCCUUUCUAUCGGCGAGGGAGGAUAUAAAGCUUUUCCACGAUAAGGCGGUGUCUAUUUUCUAUCCUGGUAAGAAUUCUGGAUUUGUUCCGCAUGAUGCGAUCGUCAUUUCCGUCCCAACUCGAGGGUCUAGGCCACUCGUUAGAGUCCUCUUUGAUGUUCGCAAUCACGCAAGCGGAGCCAUUGCAAAAGCGGAUGAAAGUAAAUAG
Messenger RNA from Mitosporidium daphniae, 978 nucleotides. RefSeq lists its product as uncharacterized. NCBI's taxonomy places the organism in Eukaryota, Fungi, Microsporidia. The record is from RefSeq and is a predicted model, not a curated record. The transcript has 4 exons. The coding region runs from base 1 to 978 and encodes 325 amino acids.